Molecule: messenger RNA, 1506 nt
Organism: Physella acuta
Lineage: Eukaryota; Metazoa; Mollusca; Gastropoda; Physidae
Product: NXPE family member 3-like
Source: RefSeq, a predicted model, not a curated record
AUGUUACCAUCAUCAACAGAUAAGUUACCGUCAUCAACAGAUAAGUUACCAUCAUCAAAAGUUGAGAACCCAUCAGACCAGUGGCCUUCUCUACGCGGUACAGCUAUCACCUUGGAAGAAAUCGAAGAGAAAUUUCAGAGGUGCAAGUCUGUGUCCAUCGAGCGUGACCCGAGGUGUCGAGACGCCCACGAGAACUCGCACGGGUACUGGAGGCCUGAAGGAGGCGGCAGGGUGGAAGUCAUUCGUAGGAUGAACUUGGCGUCUACAUGCUGCGCCUUCAACCACAAGGAGCUGAUGAUGCCAGCCCCCCACCCCCAGCUCUACCCCUGGGAGAAAGACUUCCUGUCCCACCCACCUCUACGGGAUAUCAGAGACAUCGCGUCAGCGGACAACUCCAAAGUGGUUUUAGUCAAUGACUCCAGCACGUUCAGACUAGGGGACAUCAUCAACAUUCAAGUGGUGCUGUUUAAUGGGAGAGGGGAGAGAAUUACAAUAGGUGGGACCAGCGUCAGGGUGUGGCUGGUCACUGACUCCCUUAAAGCCGCCAUCGCUGCUGACGUCACGGAUAAUUUAGACGGGACGUAUCUGGCGUCGUGUCCGUUACCAUGGAGUGGGUCAGUCAAGGUCAAGGCUACGAUAGCCCAUCACAGAGAACUCUUCAGGACAAAUUUUUAUUUACAGAGACUUUUCACCACAACCCACUGGCUUCUGGCGACCUUUAACGACGGUACAAGGUCAGAGGUCACGCCGUGCUCAGCCGUCCCUAAACUACCCGGAUAUAACGUCACUGACAUCUGUAACCUUACAGAGGUCAACCAGUUCCCGUGGUAUUGUGGGAAACCACGUGAUCUAAAGUGUACUGACUGGACGAGUGUGAGGAAAAUAGACAUCCCGUCAUAUUAUCCCAUGACUCAAGCAGAGGAAGAGUUAAUUUUCCUUACAGAGAGUAAACGACCUUUUAUGAUCCCGUCUACUCUUACGUUCGAAGUUUCGGCCAGAACCAACGCUACAGCCACGCCAUCACCCCUAGACCCAUGCAACAAGAGAAACUUGUCCACAACUUUCGAUGACGUCAAUAGCUCAGGCUAUUUUUACAACGGCUCGUGGCGGUCUUUACGCUGUCAACUUCCGGUUGUCGACAGGGAAUUUUUAAUAAAAUGUUUGAAUGGAACCCAGAUGUUAAUUCUGGGGGACUCUAACUCCAGGCUUCAGAUGGACUUUUUUAGAGAAAUGACCAAAUGUCAAGACAAGAUACCCAGGACAAAGGUCGUGUGGCACGCCCCUUUACAGUGUGACAUUGACAAUCUGGGUGUGUCCAUUAAAUAUUUCCCACCAAAACAUCCGUUUUACGGCUCUAUGGGCGAGGACAUACCCAAUAGUGUACUCUACUCUACCAUACAAAUCAUGGACGGCAUCCCAGCCUCAGGUAAAUACCUGGUACACCUGCACCAGUUCCUGCACCUGAUGCCGUUUCACCUGUCUGUAGCCGAACAUCACCUCCGUCUA